CUGGGCGGGCACGUCCUCCUCGGCGUCUCCGCUCCGCCCUCCUUGCCGCCCGCCGUGCAACAGUUUCUCCAAAGUUGCGCCCGGUCGCUGCAGCGGCUGGGCGAGGAGGCGACUGCGGCUGGGGCGGGAGAUGCCCGGCGGAGGGAGGCGGCUGCCAGGCGCCGCCCGCCGCGGAGAGCAGGAGCCGGGCGCCGCGGCGCGCCUUCGCCCCGCCGGCCGGAGAGCCGGAUGCCUGGGUGCUGCUGCUGCUGCUGCUGCUGCUGCUGCUGAGGGAGGCCUGGCUGGGGCGGCAUGGGCGCCAAGCAGACCAAGGGGUGCGCCGCGGCGCCCUCGGGGGCCAGCCCGCCGCCGGGCCCCGUCGCCCGCCGCAAGGGGGUGGCGGCCUCGUCCCGGGAGCGCGGGGGGGACCUGCUGGCGUCCCUGGUGGCCCGCUCGGGCGAGAAGUUCGGCAAGGGGGGCGGCCUCCCGCCCUACCACCGCCGCAUCGGCAUGAUCCAGGACAUGCUGCGCUUGGUCAAGCAGGGCAGGCAGGAGGAGGCCACCGACCUGCUCAGGCACCUGCGCCAGGAUUUGGGAAUGGAGUCCACUUCUCUGGACGAUGUCCUGUACCGCUAUGCCAGCUUCCGGAACCUGGUAGAUCCCAUCACACAUGACCUAAUCAUCAGCCUUGCCAGAUACAUACAUUGCCCCAAACCAGAGGGGGAUUCACUGGGGGCCAUGGAGAAGCUCUGCAGGCAGCUGACCUAUCACCUGAGCCCUCACUCCCAAUGGCGGCGCCAAGGCAUUGUGAAGAGGAAACCGCAGGCUUGUUUGAAAGCCAUCCUGGUGGGAAAUCCCCGAGACAACACAGUGGACCUGUCCGGCAUCCCUCUGACGCUAAAAGAACUGGACCGGAUCAUCCCCUACUUGCUGAACACCGCGGAGCACAUCGAGAACGUGGAGCUCUGCUUCACCGAGCUGACGGACGAGAUGUUCCUCCAACUCUUGCCGGUGCUCAGCGGCCUGCCGCACCUCAUGACUCUCUCCCUCAAUGGCAACAGACUCACAAAGACCAUCCUCCGGGACCUGACGGAAGCUGUGAAGGACCCCAAGAACUUUCCCAGCAUGACUUGGAUUGACCUGGGAAAUAACGUGGACAUUUUCUCCUUGCCGCAGCCUUUCCUGGUCAGCCUUAAAAAACGAUGCCCCAAGCAAGGCAACCUGCCAACUAUCCUUGAAUUUGGUGAGGGUCAGGUGAGUGACCUGGAAAGCCAAGAGACCCCGGUGGAGAGCCAAGAUUACCCGUGCUCAGAGGACGAGGACAGAAGCGAUUGUGUGGACGACGCAAGGCCCAGGCAGGUACGGACAUGUGAGGUGAUUAAGGUUCGGCUGCUGCCGUGUGAAGCUCCGGAGGAGGCUGUCCCUGUAAUGGUUCAGACAUGAAGUGCCACCACCUCACGCUGGACCAAGAUGCUCUAAAAUAGAUACCUCAACAGCAGAACGUUUUUAACCAGACUUGUCUGAUGCUCGUGAGGCUACAGUUAUAAUAAAGAACGCCAACCUCAGUUUAGUUAGGGGACUAAUAGCGAGGACCAAACUGCAUACCAAACCCUGCUCGCACUCUUCAAGUUGCGAGUGGGGUAGGCUACGCUUUUGAUUGGUCAACACCCAAAUUCUCGUCACUGAGGCAAACGCAGUCAACGUCUAGGAGACCGUUGCCUCGCGGGGUCCCAGAAAAUGAGAGAUAGAAAAUGUGAAGAGACACUUUUUAAGUCCCCCCCGUGGUUUCCCCAGAAGAACGAAUUAGUUGGGAUGUUAAAAGGUUAACCUUUGGCAGGAGCGCACCUCUUCUGUUCAAAGGGUAGCUUUCCCACGACUCAGUAGCUUGUGGGUGGCAGUUCCAGAUGCCCGCUGCAGUGCUUCUCCGUUCACCGGUGAUGGUCUUUCGUGCCAUCUUGUGAUCAACCCUGUCCAGCUGCUGCUUUCCAUUCCGUGGAUCUUCCGCCACUGUGACAAGAGAGGAGAGGCCGCAGAGAGGAGUGUCUGUCCCAAACUCAUCUCUGGCAUCUCGAUUCUCACUAGCCUUAGAGGUACCCCCUUCCUUUUUAGUGCGGGGAGGGAACUGCUGCCUUCCGGGUCUUGUGGUAUUUCGAUUCCCUGUGGAACAAACGUAGGAGUCUCUUGGAGGUCGUCUGCCUGUGUCGGUUCUCCGUGUGCGUUCAGUGUUGUAGUUUUUUUUUGUAACCAAAAGUGCUUUCCUCUCUGCUCCCCGAAUCUUUGAAAAGAGCUGCUUUUUCUAAAGGAAGCAAGACCACUGUUGUUUUUUUUCAAAUCGGGGCAGGCGUCUGUCCCACCAAGUGCCAGACGUAAAUGGGAGCCUCGUGGCAAGAUCCUCCUUUCAAGAGCAAAAGGACCCAAAGUGGUUUCCUGGCUCCUUCCGUUUCCAAAGCCAACAUCCUUUUGCAACGUGUUGGAGGCUGCCUGCCUUGUACGAUCUCCCCUCCCUUCCGAGGCACAAAUGCAACCCACGUCUUCAAUCUGCUCGUGUUGCCGUCUGCGGUGUCUGCACAUCUUUUUUUCCAAGGGCCGCCCUGCCUUGAGUAGGAAUUGGCUACUCCAACUUCUGUCUUGAUUUGCAUGUAGCUGAACCUGUUUUUUUUAAUAAGCUUUAUCAAAAAGGUAUAACAGUAAAACCUCUUGUUUGAAAUAAAAA
Molecule: messenger RNA, 2692 nt
Organism: Sphaerodactylus townsendi
Lineage: Eukaryota; Metazoa; Chordata; Lepidosauria; Squamata; Sphaerodactylidae
Gene: LRRC75A
Product: leucine rich repeat containing 75A
Exons: 4
Coding region: 292-1422 (376 amino acids)
Source: RefSeq, a predicted model, not a curated record